Cokeromyces recurvatus is the source of this 1053-nucleotide messenger RNA. RefSeq names its product kinase-like domain-containing protein. The transcript has 6 exons. Gene Ontology annotation, biological process: signal transduction; protein phosphorylation. Gene Ontology annotation, molecular function: protein serine/threonine kinase activity; protein serine/threonine/tyrosine kinase activity; ATP binding. The record is from RefSeq and is a predicted model, not a curated record. Bases 1 to 1053 code for a protein of 350 amino acids. Gene Ontology annotation, cellular component: cytoplasm. NCBI's taxonomy places the organism in Eukaryota, Fungi, Mucoromycota, Mucoromycetes, Mucorales, Mucoraceae.
AUGAAAAAAGUAAUCAAAGUUACUGCAAAAGAUAUUAAAACGGGGCAAGAAGUUCAACUUCAUUACACGAAAUAUAAAAUAGCAGGCAAUGGAUCAUUUGGAGUUGUUUAUCAAGCAAAAUUACUUCAGACAGGUGAAGAUGUUGCUAUUAAAAGAGUGUUACAAGACAAAAGAUAUAAAAAUCGUGAAUUGCAAAUUAUGAAAACUAUUGCUCAUCCAAAUAUAGUAUCUUUAAAGGCAUAUUUUUAUUCUCAUAGUAAUGAUACAAAUAAGAGAGAUGAUAUUUAUUUACAAUUAGUAUUGGAAUAUAUACCAGAGACGUUAUAUAGAGCAACCAAGCAUCAUCAGUCUAUACCUUCUCUUUAUAUCAAAUUAUAUUUAUAUCAAAUAUUACGUUCAUUAGCUUAUAUUCAUUCUAUUGGAAUAUGUCAUCGUGAUAUAAAGCCUCAAAAUUUAUUAUUAGAUCCAUCAACUGGUAUUGUUAAACUAUGUGAUUUUGGAAGUGCGAAAAUAUUAAAUCCGAAUGAAUCGAAUAUCGCUUAUAUUUGCUCUCGUUAUUAUCGUGCUCCUGAACUCAUCUUUGGUUCUCAACAUUAUACUGUUUCCAUUGAUAUUUGGUCUACUGGUUGCGUCAUGGCUGAAUUAAUCUUACGUGAACCUUUAUUUCCAGGUGAUAGCGGUGUAGAUCAAUUAAUAGAAAUCAUUAAAGUAUUAGGUACUCCUACUAAAGAAGAAUUAUUGGUCAUGAAUCCAAAUUAUAAUGAAUAUCCUUUCCCUUAUAUAAAACCUCAUCCAUUAUCAAAAUUAUUCAAUAACAAGACUCCUCAAGAAUCGAUCGAUUUCCUUAAUCUCUUAUUAAAAUACAAUCCAACAAAAAGAUUAUCUGCUCAUCUUUCUUUAUUUCAUUCUUAUUUUGAUGAAUUACGUGAUCCAAAUACAAAAAUGUUAAAUGGAAAAGAUUUACCCAAUUUAUUUAAUUAUACAAAACAUGUGCUCUCCAUAACUUCAUCACGAAGACUAAUGCAUCCUCAUCCAAAGCCUAUAAAUAAAUAA